AUGUCCGAGGCAGCGGCUGAGGACGGGCAGAGUCGUGCCCCGGAGGAGGACUCCCGGCAGGAGUAUCACAGCACAGAAGAGGGGUUGGACGAGUCGGUCAUUUCCGCCUGUGAAUAUUCACGGUACAGAAGUGUGCAGAGUAGCCCUGAGGUUUCUGUUAACACGCCGAGGAAUGCAGCCAGACAUGGCCAGGCCGUGCAGGAGGAGAGCUCCCCGGGAGCUGGUAGCAGUAUCAGCACAGCAUGCCGUCCUGCUAUGGCAGGGGCACGCCCCCUUGCGGGGCCCAGAGUGGCGAGCUACACGGUCACCGUUGACCAGACAGUGGACGUCAGCACAGACUUCAGGGCCUGCUUCACGACCAGCAGGGCCACAAGUGCCAGGCCUCGCGUGGUGUCAGCGUCAUGCAACACGGAGAUCACGAUGAUGAGCAAAAAGCGGCCUAGCGAAUGUCACCAUGAGAAACGAAGUGUAGCAUGCAAUACAGAGUGGUCCUACGGUCAGGAUCCACACAUGACUGCCACAGAAGGACCCAGAGCAUCGACCUCAGUGGGCAGUUUAAAACCUAAUGGAAAUGUCCUAAACAAGGACUCUCAAGAACUGAAGAAUCUAUUUGAUACUGCGGACUUAGAGAAGCAUCCUGAGAGGGAUUUGCAGCUCUCUAAAGACACAGAGAGGACUCUGCCCUCAGUGUGCUGUGAGAAGAUGAAGCAGCGAGCCCUGAGCGCCGAGCUGCACCUCCUGGACAUCCAUUACGAGCUGUGCCAUCGCCACUGCUGUGAGCUGCACAGGCUGCUGACCGACGAGGGAGCAGCGCUUGGCCGGAAUUUGCCAAGUAGUUCUGCUAGGAAGGAGCUUGGAUCAGCCCUGCAGUCUGUUUUGAGAGCCUUGAAAGUUAGAUAUGCGUGUUUGAAAGACAGAGUCGAGCAGGGUGUUCCCCUGGAAGAGCUGCCUCCGCUCUCGGUGGAGUCCAAGCUGCUGUCGGACUUCUCGGCCUUUGCCUCCAGGUUAAUGAAAGAAGACUCACAGGUGUUUUCAGGCGCAGACUUGGCACGAGGUGAUCAGGGUUCACGUGGAGUAGACAUAUCCUCAAGCCUGAAAAAGACACUCUCACAAGUGACCUUACUGGCUGAACAAGACACAUCACCCAAUAAAGAUGGUUUAGAAAAUGGUGAUGUAAAUGUAGAGUUUAGUCAGCUGAAACUUGAUGAUGAAGAUUACAGACAUUACCAAGAAGUGAGUGAAAGCUGGUUUGAUGCUCGAGAGAACCUGACAGGAGUGGACCCUUCAGGAACACGAGGCAGCCAAGUGGACCCUGACCAGUGGGCUCCAGAGGGCACACCCGAAAUGAAGGCUGCUGAGCCAUCUGGAAGAGAGAGAGGUUUUCUAAUACAUGUUGGAGGUCUCUGCCCUUCAGUCUCUGAGGCUGAUUUAAGGUCUUGUUUCCAGAAGUACCAAGUUUCUGAAAUUUCAAUUGAUGACUCUUCUGAUUACAGGUAUGCUUCUCUUGUUGUUAAGAAAAACGACGAUGCCAAGAUGGCUGUGAGGGAAAUGAAUGGGACAGAAAUACAUGGAAAAUCAGUCAGUGUGCGGCUUGUCAAAACUCCUGGAGAUCCUAUGUCCCCACUGUCCUCCCAAAGUGGGGACAGAGUUAGCUUGAUGAGUUCAGAGAAAAACACCAGCAGAGGAGUUGGUUCAGUGCCCUAUGCCUCCAGACUGCCCCGAAGCAGGCCGCGGCCGCCGGGAGCCGAGCAGGACAGCGAGUGCUGCCCUCUGGACCAGCAUGUCAAGAAGAACUGCAAGCAGAUUGAGUCUGCUCAGUCAGCACCUCAUAUCCCUGUGCAGUUUAUACCUCCCAAUACCUUGAACCUUCGCAGCUUUACCAAGAUCAUGAGGAAGUUGGCUGAGCUGCACCCAGAAGUCAGUAGGGACCAGCUCCUGGAUGCGCUGCAGGCUGUGCGCGCGCACCGCUGUGGCUUCCUGAACGGCCUGUCCAUCAGCACGAUCGUGGAGAUGACUUCCUCCAUCCUCCAGAGCUCGGCUUCCCACGAGGCCCCCAGGAGGCAGUGAGGAGGCGAGCAUGUUCUACAGCACAGAGGAGAAAGCGGGGACG
This is a messenger RNA of Ochotona princeps (American pika), 2110 nucleotides long. RefSeq names its product RNA binding motif protein 44 (gene RBM44). Gene Ontology annotation, molecular function: RNA binding. The transcript is spliced from 15 exons. Bases 1 to 2067 code for a protein of 688 amino acids. The record is from RefSeq and is a predicted model, not a curated record. Lineage: Eukaryota; Metazoa; Chordata; Mammalia; Lagomorpha; Ochotonidae.